Messenger RNA from Pyricularia oryzae 70-15, 1624 nucleotides. Its product is annotated as 40S ribosomal protein S9. Gene Ontology annotation, cellular component: mitochondrial small ribosomal subunit; ribosome. Lineage: Eukaryota; Fungi; Ascomycota; Sordariomycetes; Magnaporthales; Pyriculariaceae. Gene Ontology annotation, biological process: translation. The transcript has 2 exons. Gene Ontology annotation, molecular function: structural constituent of ribosome; RNA binding. Bases 134 to 1057 code for a protein of 307 amino acids. The record is from RefSeq and is a predicted model, not a curated record.
GCAUGCUCCAAGUGCCUAAGCUCCAAAUUUCGCAUUGGAUUGAAGUUCGACGCGGACGACGGUACAACCGACACACCAUACCUCUACUCCGCACAGCGAUGCCCUGAGGGUCAUUGCUAGUCGGAUCGCAAUAAUGACCACUCCAAGGGCCGGUCUGGCCUUGUUAAGAGGCUGCACUAGAACACGAAGGAUACAAUGGCAGUCUCUUGAAAAGGGCCUCCAGGCCCUCAGCAUUACGCCGGCACGAGCCACGAUUCGAGCAUCAUCGACCCAGGCGGAACCAAUGAACCCAGCAGAUGCGGCUACCAAAGGAAUAGCAAUGAUUACGCAUGCCCGUCCUCUCCCUGUGUCACCAUCCUACUUCACCCUUUCAGCAAGGUUCAAUGACGACUUCAUCAAGAUCCAGAACCUGUACCGCCGCUUCCAACACGUUCCUCACGCACCCCCCGACAAGGUCCCACGCGUAGCAUGGCGAAAGUUCCAGGACUACCGCGCAUUUUGCGGUGAGGCGGUGCGCGCCAGCCACUACAGUGAAUGUAUCGCCAUGGCGAAGCAUCUGCACAAGAUCCACCCGGACCUGAAAAGCGAAGAGGUCGUCCAGGCUCUACACCCGUUCAAGCGUGAUAUCAACGCACACGGAAACGCCGUUCGCACCAUUCCCAUCGACAAGUUCGGUCGAGCCCUGGGUACCGGCAGGAGGAAGACGUCGGUUGCUCGUGCCUGGGUCGUUGAGGGUUCAGGAGAGAUUAUUAUCAACGGCAAGAGCUUGGCGGAGGCUUUCGGUCGUGUUCAUGACCGCGAGAGCGCCAUCUGGGCCCUGCGGGCUUCUCAGAGGCUGGACAAGUAUAACGUUUGGGCAUUGGUGGAGGGCGGCGGCCCGACUGGUCAGGCAGAGGCGAUGACGCUGGCGGUCGCCAAAGCUUUGAUGGCUCACGAGCCCGCUCUCAAGCCGGCAUUGCGGAGAGCCGGUUGUGUGACCCGUGACCCGAGGAUGGUCGAGAGAAAGAAGCCCGGUCACGUCAAGGCUAGGAAGAUGCCUGCUUGGGUUAAGCGUUAAGCUACCUUCACUCGCGCGAGGUAGUUGGAGGGAAAUAUGGCAACGACAGUUGAGGGAGCAGAACUUGGACGAGUCGCAUGAUGAGUCGCCUAUCGGGGGUUGGGUACUCUUUGCGGCCACAGUAUCGUGCUCUGGAAAAGCUAUUCCAGACUGCUACAGCGGUCAGGUUCCGCCACCGUCGUGCCAGGGACCCCGAGCAAGGAUCUCUGCCGUGUAGGCAACGGACGCGACCUCACGAGUCCGAGGCCUGCAUGGUGAUGAGAUACUUACCAUGUAUUAUUCCCAUGUACAACCAUACAAAUGUGGCAUAUAUACGGAGCGUUAUACAUUGUUUCACCCUCCGGGCCCAAUCCAGGGCCACCUCAGAGUGGACUUUACGAACAAGCGCGUCAGCUGGUGAUGUUUCUUGUUCAUUAAUUUUGGAAUUGGUCGUACGGAGCUUGCUCAACAAAAGCCACUUAAAGCCACCGGCACGAUAGACCAAUCUCAGCAGGCCUUCCACGCCUGUCAGCCACAAGACACUCUAAUUGAUGAUGGUUCUUUCUUUGUCCAGAGGUAGGUGCCGGU